Molecule: messenger RNA, 1743 nt
Organism: Sclerotinia borealis F-4128
Lineage: Eukaryota; Fungi; Ascomycota; Leotiomycetes; Helotiales; Sclerotiniaceae
Source: the annotation of a GenBank genome assembly
AUGUACAGUUUCAUGGGCUUAAAUGUUGCUGCUUAUAUCACGAUAUUCCUAAGCAAUACCUCUCAUCAAGUUCGGGCUAAUGCUGCUUGGAUUACAAGUGAAAACUAUGAUAUAUACAAUGCCGGAGAAUAUGGCGAUUGGCCAAAACAGCACUAUCAUUCAUCCGAUUUGAUAUCCCCCCUAUUUCUCGUCAAUAAAUGGAACGAUAGUGCUAUUAGCAAACAUUCCCAUAUUUUCAUGUCACCAACGAUAGACGGAGAAGACAAAUCACCCAUGAUACUUUCCAGCAAAGAUCUAAGUCUAGUUUAUGCGGAUCCUAAAUGGAAUGGUGGUUCAGAUACCAAAUUACAAAUUUACAACGACGGAAAGCCAUAUAUAACAUUCUGGUCAGGUAUCGAUUUUCAAGGUCAUGGAUCUGGUGGGGGGGUAAUGCUUAACAGUUCCUAUGACAAAGUCUACAAUGUCUCUGUGAAUUCGUUAGCUGGAGGUGCGGAUGGACAUGAGUUUCAAUUAACGGAAGAUGGAGGGGCGAUGAUGAAUAAUUACCAUACUACUAUUGCCGAUUGUAGACCGGUGGGUGGUCCUAAUGGUGGGAAAGUUUUGACGGGUUCAUUUCAGGAGGUCGAUAUUGAGACGGGAUGGGUACGAUAUACAUGGAACGCACUUGAUCAUUUCAGCUUGAAUGAAUCUUUCACGACUUACUUCGACGAAGAAUGGGGAUGGGAUUGGUUUCACAUGAACAGUUUACAGAAAACACGAGAAGGACAUUAUUUGAUCUCGAGUCGUCAUUUGAGGAUGAUAGCAUAUAUCAAUGGGACUGAUGGAAGUAAAAUUUGGCAAGUUGGAGGGCAAAACAAUGACUUUUCGGAUUCAAGUGGAGGAAAUGCAACGAACUUUGGGUUUCAACAUGACGCACGAUUCGUCGACGAUAAUUUGACAGAAAUUACGUUCUUUGAUAACCACAACAUGUAUAUGAAUUCGCCCACGCCCAAUUGCACGACAGAUUGUUCUCGGGGUAUGAAGAUCAAGCUGGAUUAUCACGCCAUGACGGUAAAGCUUGUACAUGAAUUUUAUCAUCCGAAAAGCGUACAAGCAUGGGCUGAAGGUGGAAUUCACGCCUUGGAGAAUGGAAAUUUUCUUGUCGGAUAUGGAGUUGUUCCUAGUUUUGCUGAAUUCACGGAUACAGGUGAAGUCGCCAUGGAGGUUCAAACGAGGCCCUGGUACGUUUCUUCUGGACGAGGAACAGAUUUGUAUCGUGUGUAUAAAUUUGAUUGGGUUGCACAACCCUCGUGGAAACCAGUCAUGGUUGAAGUUGAACAGAUUUUAUACAUCAGCUGGAAUGGAGCUACUGAGGUUGAUUCCUGGGCUUUACAAGGAGGAAGUUCCCCAACCACCAUGCAUCAUCUUCUCACUAUGCCCAAAAUUGGAUUCGAAACCGGUGUCCGACCAUCUAAUUCCUCGGCGUUCUAUCAAGCCAUUGCUCUAGACAAAGAUGGAAACGAAUUAGAUUACACGGAAAUUCUCGAGAUGUAUCGACUUUCUUCUCCUACACUCCUCCAUAUUUCAGAAAGUUACAUGACAGCGAUAAAAGUAUUCCCUUUCAUGUGGGCUGCCGUUAUCAUAAUUUCAGUGGCUCUGGCGCGUUUGAGUCUAUGGGUCAGGUUGAAGAAGAGAUUCGGAGGAAAAGAGGAUGAGGUGGAGGAGGGUAUGUGCGAAGAAAGUAAAUCGAAAUUACUUCCGUAA